CCCCAGUCUCCCGCAUGGACGGGUGGCUGUACAGGCCAAUAACAAGCAUUCCUGGUCCUCUGGUUCAACCACUGAACUUAUUAUUCCUCUCCUCCCGCCCUUUGCGUGCGAAGACCCUCCCUGCCCCGUUGGCCAAUGGUGGGCGCCUCCGGGAACGCCGGCUGUUGAUUGGCGGUACUGGAGGCUUACGGGGAGUGGCGCGCAGUGGCAGUGGCGCGGGAAGUUCUGAGGGUGAGCUCGCUGUAGGAGCUGUGGUCUGGCCGCACUGGAGCCCAUGGAAGACUACGAGGAGCAUCUGUACGGUGUGGAGGAUGACUUCCACAACCAGUUCGCGGCCGAGCUCGAAGUGCUGGCGGAGCUGGAAGGGACACAGGACCUGGCGCCCUCUGGGAACCUCCAGACUCCUGCGAGCCGCCCCCCACUGACGUUUGAAGAGGCCAUCGCUGGUGGGGACACUGCCCUGCGUCCCUGCCCUGUAAGGUCUCCAGGAAAUGACUGCCGCAAUACCAGAAAGAAUGUUCGUAGGGACCAGCCUGAGUCCUCCAGCCCCAUGAUCAAACGGCCCAGGCUGGAGGUGGUGAAGAGGCUGAACUUUGAGCCAAAUAUGGAGGAGCUCCUGUACCCUGAUUCCCCUCCAGGGGACAUCACCCCCCCACCGAGUCCUGAGGUCUUCCCUGAGAUGUGGAAUGUUGGGCCCUCAGAUGCUGAUGCUGAUAAGGGCACAAUGCAGGCUUUGCCAAGUCCCCGCAACCCUGUCCUGAGACGUCCCCCUGUCUUAGAGGAUUACAUCAAUGUGACGUCCACAGGUGGAGAGCGGGCUUUUUUGGUGCUUCGGCCCGACCUCACAGGCACUGGCGUGCAGAACCCUCUUCCGGAUGUCCAGUGGCGAGGCCGUGGCCAGCUGGACCUGCUGGGUGUCCCCUUCACUUCCCUGAAGGAGCAGGUUGACAAUAAGCGACGGCAGCACCUGCUUGAGGCCCAGCAGCUCUCAGACAUGCUACAUAGCCUCGGGUCUGAAAGGGAGGAGGAUCUACUUGAGGGGACCCCUGAGGAGGAGCCAGCCCCUGGCCAGGACACUGCUCAGCACUGCCUCUGGGUGGAUGAGUUUGCUCCCCAGCACUACACGGAACUGCUCAGUGAUGAUUUCACUAACCGCUGCCUCCUCAAGUGGCUGAAGCUAUGGGACCUUGUGGUGUUUGGCCAGGAGAGGCCUGCUCGGAAGGCCAGGCCCAGUGUAGAGCCAUCCCGGGUUGGGAAGGAAGCCACGGCCCCUGGCAAGUGGAAAAGCCAUGAGCAGGUGCUGGAGGAGAUGCUAGAAGCUGAGCUGGACCCCAGUCGGAGACCCCGGCAGAAGGUGGCACUGCUCUGUGGCCCUCCAGGGCUAGGCAAGACCACACUGGCACAUGUGGUUGCCCGGCACGCAGGGUAUUGCGUGGUUGAGAUGAAUGCAAGCGAUGACCGUAGUCCUGAGGCCUUCCGUACACGCAUUGAAGCAGCUACGCAAAUGGAGUCGGUGCUGGGUGCGGGUGGGAGGCCCAACUGCCUGGUUAUUGACGAAAUCGACGGGGCUCCCACGGCCGCCAUCAAUGUUCUCUUGAGUAUCUUGAAUCGCAAGGGUCCACAGGAGGCAGAGCAAGGGGGCCCCACUGUACCUACAGGGGGUCGGCGACGCAGGGCCGAGGGGGGCCUCCUAACAAGGCCCAUCAUCUGCAUCUGCAAUGACCAGUUUACACCUUCCUUGAGGCAGCUGAAGCAGCAGGCUUUCCUGCUCCACGUUCCGCCAACUCUGCCCUCCAGGCUGGUGCAGCGGCUGCAGGAGAUCUCCCUGCAACAUGGCAUGCGGUCUGACCCGGGUGCACUAGCCGCCCUCUGUGAGAAGACUGAAAACGACAUCCGUGCCUGUAUCAAUACCCUCCAGUUUCUGUAUGGGAGGGGCCGGCGGGAGCUGAGCGUGAGGGAUGUGCAGACCACCCACGUUGGCCUGAAGGACCAGCGCAAGGGGCUAUUCUCUGUGUGGCAAGAGGUGUUCCAGUUGCCCAGGGCUCAAAGGCGACUCGUGGGCCAGGACCUGAUCCUACCAACUCAAGCUCUCCUGCUCAGUGACGGGGACAAGGGCUCCCUGACCCUUGCCUCCCAGCGCUUCUACCAUCUCCUCCGUGUGACUACCUCUGCAGGCGAGCAUGAGAAGGUUGUCCAGGGCCUGUUUGACAACUUUCUACGCCUUCGGCUUCGGGACUCCAGCCUAGGCACCGUGUGCUGUGCCCUUGACUGGCUGGCCUUUGAUGACCUGCUGGAGCAGGCUGCCCACCAUGGCCAGAGCUUCCAGCUGCUGCGCUACCUGCCCUUCCUGCCUGCCGCCUUCCACGUGCUCUUUGCCUCCAGCCACGUGCCACGCAUCACUUUCCCCAGCAGCCAGCAGGAGGCCCAGACCCGGAUGAGCCAGACGAAGAACCACAUCCAGACCUUGGUGGCAGGUAUGGCACCAGCCACCCGUAGCAGGGCCACACCUCAGGCUCUUGUUCUGGAUACCCUCUGCCUGCUCCUGGAUGUCCUGGCACCCAAGCUGCGCCCCGUGAGCACACAGCUGUACAGUGCCCGUGAGAAGCAGCAGUUGUCCAGCCUUGUGGGUACCAUGCUUGCCUACAGUCUCACCUACCACCAGGAGCGCACACCUGAUGGGCAGUACUUCUACAGGCUGGAGCCGAAUGUGGAAGAGGUCUGCCGCUUCCCUGAGCUGCCUGCCCGCAAGCCCCUCACCUACCAGGCUAAGCAGCUUAUUGCCCGGGAGAUUGAAAUGGAGAAGAUGCGGCGCGCAGAGGCUUUGGUCUGGGCUGGAGGCCGCCCUCAGGUGGACGAGGGUCCCUCAGGGCCUGCAUGUCUGCAGACGGACCGUGGGGAGAAAGGGGUGAGGCAGCCUGCCCCACGUAACCAUGAGCAACGGCUAGAACACAUCAUGAAGAAAGCAGUCGUGCAGGAGCAGCCCGAGAGGGACUUCUUUGGACGUGUGGUCAUCAGGAGAGUGGCAGUCCCACGCAGAGAGGCGGAGGCCCCAGAGAAGGACACAGAUGAUUGGCGCAUGGGUGUGGCAGUGGGCAGGAGUGAGGUGUGGUUCCGGUUCAACGAGGGUGUCUCCAAUGCUGUGCGGCGCAGCCUGUACAUCAGGGACCUUCUGUAGCCCCACUGCCCCAGGACAUCAGAUCACACUGACUCCCACAGGGAAUGUACAAAAGCCAAGACACCUGGAGACGUCUGUUUAUAAAGUCACGCCUUACACAGA
This is a messenger RNA of Onychomys torridus (southern grasshopper mouse), 3277 nucleotides long. RefSeq names its product chromosome transmission fidelity factor 18 (gene Chtf18). Gene Ontology annotation, molecular function: ATP binding; ATP hydrolysis activity. The coding region runs from base 275 to 3175 and encodes 966 amino acids. The record is from RefSeq and is a predicted model, not a curated record. The transcript has 22 exons. NCBI's taxonomy places the organism in Eukaryota, Metazoa, Chordata, Mammalia, Rodentia, Cricetidae.